Molecule: messenger RNA, 1032 nt
Organism: Magnolia sinica
Lineage: Eukaryota; Viridiplantae; Streptophyta; Magnoliopsida; Magnoliales; Magnoliaceae
Product: peptidyl-prolyl cis-trans isomerase CYP21-1
Exons: 7
Coding region: 117-767 (216 amino acids)
Biological process (GO): protein peptidyl-prolyl isomerization; protein folding
Cellular component (GO): intracellular membrane-bounded organelle
Molecular function (GO): peptidyl-prolyl cis-trans isomerase activity
Source: RefSeq, a predicted model, not a curated record
GAAAAGAAGAAGACGAGGAAGAAAAUGUCGAGAGAAAGGGAAGAGAAGCCAUCUCCAACCAAGAAAAGAAAGUAAUCAGGAGAGAGAGAGAGAGAGAGAGAGAGAGAGAGAGAGAGAUGAUGCCUCCGAAAGCUCUCAUCCUCCUCAUGCUUGUAGCUGGCAUAAUUUUUCUCGCAUUCUGUCUCUCUCACCGGGAUGAAAAUGAGGUGGAAAUGGUGCCGGAAAUUACUCAUAGAGUCUUCUUAGAUGUUGAUAUAGAUGGACAGCAUGCAGGUAGAAUUGUUAUUGGAUUGUACGGCCAGGUGGUACCAAAAACAGUCGACAAUUUUAGGGCUCUUUGCACAGGUGAAAUGGGCAAGGGUGUCAGUGGAAAAAGUCUACACUAUAAAGGGACACCGUUUCAUCGUAUAAUUUCUGGGUUCGUGAUCCAAGGUGGAGAUACUGUUCAUGGGGAUGGGAGGGGAAGUGAAUCCAUUUAUGGUGGCACCUUUCCUGAUGAGAAUUUCAAGAUAAAACACUCACAUGCAGGGACUGUUUCCAUGGUAAACUCAGGACCCAACUCCAAUGGAUCGCAGUUUUUCAUAACCACUGUCAAGGCUAGCUGGCUGGAUAGGGAGCAUGUCGUCUUCGGCAAGGUCAUUCAAGGCAUGGACACUGUCUAUGCAAUAGAGGGAGGAGCCGGGACCUACAACGGAAAGCCCAGGAAAAAGGUCAUCAUCUUCGACUCAGGUGAGAUACCCAUGAACAAAUGGGAUGAAGAGAGCUGAUUGCAUUGCCAACGACCUCUCCGGAAUGCCAAAUACUGUUGCGACUGAGUAGAACCAAGGUGGAUGAGAUAGAUGAUCACGGUUUCCAUUAUUUUGUAUCAAUGCCCAAUGAGAUUAAUUUAAGUCGAAUGCAGUGUUUGGGAUGAUUCUUGCUUGGGGCUUCGUUGAAAAAGAAAAACUCCGAUCCAACGGUUUUUUCAUCCCUCGGCUGUUGUAAGAUAUCUGUUCUAAUGUUACUUGAAUAUUUAUGCUGUGUUGGUUUUAA